AUGAGGGAAUGGAGCUUGGAAAAUGAGGUGGAAAGAUUCGUGAGCGAGGCGAGGAAAAGACAAGAUAAAAAGGACAAAACAAAUGAAGAAUGGAGAAGACAAGAAAAAGAAAAGCUCAUUGAAGAAAAGCCAAAAAAAAUUAAUGGAAAUGAGCUGGAGGAAGAACUAAAAGAAAGGAAGCAAAAAAGGUUAAAAAUUGGUAUGAAUGAGGUAGAAAAAGCUGCCACAAUGAUGGAAGAAAACGAGAUUGUUGUGCUAGUGGAGACAUGGGUAAUGGAAGAUAAGGUGGAAAUAACAUGUGAGAGGCUGAGCAAAGAAUUCAAAUGGGAAUGGAAAUACGGAAUGAUGUUGGAAGAAAGUAAGGAAAGUGAAAGUAUAAUCACAGUGUAUAACAAUGUAGGAAUGAGCAAAUUAGAAACGGAGCUAAGAAGGCAGAUAGAAGAAUGUGCAAACAGGGACGAAAGUGUGAUGAUCAUUGGGGACUUUAAUGCGAGAAUCGGAGAAGAAAACGUAACAGGAGAGGACGAAGGCAGAAUGUGUGAUGAGUUAGGACUUUGCGUAUGGAAUGGUAGAGCAAGAGGAGAUGAAGGUGGGGAAAUAACUUACGUCGGGGGAGACGAAGAGAGUUUAGGAUCAGUAAUUGACCUUAUACUAACGCUGGACAGAGGCGAUGAGCAAGAAAUAGAGGUAAAAGUGGUGGAAAGAAUAGAGUCAGAUCAUCUACCAGUGUUGGCGAGAUAUAAGGUAAAGAGAAAUGAGGAAGAGGGUAAGGAAGGAAGCUGCAUGUCAGAGGAGGAAGAGCAGGAAGAAAUUGGAGCAAAUAAGCUGAUCUGGAAGAAAGAAAAAAUACAGGAGUAUGCAGAAGCAACGCAGGAAGCACUGACAGAAGCAGUAGAGGAAAAAAACGAGCUUAAGUGGGAGGAUAUAAAGGAAAUAGUAAGAAAAGGGGCUGAAAAAACGGGGAUGGUGAUGAAAGGAAAGAAGGACAAAGAUACAAAGGAGAAAAAAAAGUGGUACAAUAUCGAGGGUAAAAAAAAAGAAAAGAAGUUCAGAGGAACAAAGAAAAGAGCUGCAAGCAACAGCAUAAAAGCAAAACAAUGGGAAAAGCACUUUAGUGAUCUGCUGAAUGGGGAAGGCAAUGAAGAAUCGGAAGAGGAAGAAAAUGAGCCGUGGAAAGGAGAAGGUAGUAAUGAACGAUCAGAGGAGCCGAAGCUCGAUGAAAACUCCAGCAGGAGAGAAGUGAAAGCCGCAAUAAGAAAGCUCGGGAAUCACAAAGCUCCAGGGGAAGACGGGAUGGCAGCAGAAUUUAUAAAGAACAGUGCACCAGAUGUCAUUGAAUGGAUAGGCGAAAUUAUAAAUAGAAUAUGGGACGAAGGAAGUAUGCCAGAAUGA
Molecule: messenger RNA, 1392 nt
Organism: Microplitis demolitor
Lineage: Eukaryota; Metazoa; Arthropoda; Insecta; Hymenoptera; Braconidae
Product: golgin subfamily A member 6-like protein 22
Exons: 5
Coding region: 1-1392 (463 amino acids)
Source: RefSeq, a predicted model, not a curated record